Callorhinchus milii (elephant shark) is the source of this 1163-nucleotide messenger RNA. RefSeq names its product angiotensin II receptor, type 1a (gene agtr1a). Lineage: Eukaryota; Metazoa; Chordata; Chondrichthyes; Chimaeriformes; Callorhinchidae. The record is from RefSeq and is a predicted model, not a curated record. Gene Ontology annotation, molecular function: angiotensin type II receptor activity. Gene Ontology annotation, cellular component: membrane. The transcript has a single exon. Gene Ontology annotation, biological process: immune response; regulation of vasoconstriction; G protein-coupled receptor signaling pathway. Bases 1 to 1077 code for a protein of 358 amino acids.
AUGGAGCACAACCUGCUGAAUGAUUCCAUGGGGAAUGCCUCACAGGGAGAAGCCCAGAGCUGUGUGCUGGGUGGGAGACAUGAUUACAUAUUCCUCCUGAUCCCCAUCACAUACAGUGUGAUCUUUGUGGUGGGCGUCAUCGGAAACGGCCUGGUUGUGAUUGUCAUUUAUUGCUACCUGAAGGUGAUCACCGUGGCUAACAUCUUCUUGCUGAACCUGGCACUAGCUGACCUGAUCUUCAUCAUCACCUUGCCUGUGUGGGCAGCCUAUACCGCCAUGGGCUACCACUGGCCAUUCGGGGGCUUCCUCUGCAAAAUGUGCUCCACAUUUGUCCUCAUCAACAUGAAUGCAAGCAUAUUCCUGGUCACAUGUCUCAGUAUUGACCGCUAUCUAGCCAUUGUCCACCCUAUGAGAUCCCGGUCAAAACGUACCUUAAUCCAAGCUCGUGUGGUUUGUACUGUGGUGUGGCUUCUGGCUGCAGUAACCAGCCUGCCCAACACCUUCCUCCGAGAUACCGUCUCCUACGAGAGCUGGAAUAAAACGAUCUGUGCUUUCCAAUACCCGGAACGCCACAAGGAGCAGUGGAUAUUCGGGAUGGCUUUGUUAAAAAUCCUUCUGGGCUUUUUGAUUCCUUCGUUCAUUAUCCUGACGUGUUACUUCCUAAUCUUGCGGAGUCUGAUGCAGGCCUAUCACAUCACACGGAGCAAGCAGACCAAUAAUGAAGCCUUCAAGGUGAUACUAGCCGUUGUCAUAAUGUUUCUCUUCUGCUGGCUUCCCUACCAGAUCAUCACUUUCUUCGACGUACUUUUCCGGUUAAACGUGAUCCAAAAUUGCUAUUUUUCUGAAAUGAUUGACUCUUCCAUCCCCUUCACCAUCUGCCUAGCUUACUCCAACAGUUGUCUGAACCCCAUUCUCUAUGGAUUUGUCGGCCACAAUUUCAGAGAGAAGCUUUUCCUCCUUCUGAGGUGUUUGCCCCCCGGGAUUAAAUCCCAUUCGAGUUUAACCAUCAAAAUGAGUAACCUGUCCUCCCGUACCGUUGAGUCGAUGAGCCUGACAGCCAGGAACCACUUGCCUUGAAUUAAACUGCCCCAACUCACAGGAUGCUGUUUUUUGCACAUCACAGAGGUUUGGGUGAGGAAGAUCUCUCAGCCCAUUUGAUCUCA